This is a messenger RNA of Bactrocera tryoni, 1044 nucleotides long. RefSeq names its product zinc finger BED domain-containing protein 4-like. The transcript is spliced from 3 exons. NCBI's taxonomy places the organism in Eukaryota, Metazoa, Arthropoda, Insecta, Diptera, Tephritidae. The coding region runs from base 1 to 1044 and encodes 347 amino acids. The record is from RefSeq and is a predicted model, not a curated record.
AUGCUGCUGAACACUUGCGACGAAUGGAGUGGCCAAGACCAAAUUUCGGCUGUGGUGACGGACAAUGCACCAAAUAUGGUGAAAGCUGUAGAGCUAGCCUUUGAACAAUGCAAACCACUACGCGAGUUAAUAAGCAAAGUCAAAGAUGUUGUGACGUGGUUUAAACAGAGCAACAUAGCAAGCAACGAACUCCGUAAAUCAACCUCAGACGAAACUAAAUUAAUUCAACAGGUGCCUACUAGAUGGAAUAGCACAUAUUAUAUGAUUGAGCGAUUCAUCGAACUUCGUGAGAUUGUUAACAAUAUAAUCAUCAGACACAAAAAUGCACCAGCUAUGCUGCAUGCGUCAGAACUUGCACAUCUAAGUUCAGUUCUACAGGUACUACGUCCAAUAGAAGCUGCUACGAAGGAGGUCUCAGGUGAUAAGUAUUGCACUAGCAGCAAAGUAAUACCACUUAUUCAUUGCCUCGUUUUAAAAAUUAAGCCUCUGAGCUUCGACGACUCGAUUGCCAAAGAGCUACAGUCUCUGGUUCUUAAGGAGAUUCAGAAGAGAAUGGGUGUCAUCGAAAACGUAACUCCCCUCGCUAUAGCCACGGUAUUGGACCCCAGAUUCAAGAAAAUGCAUUUUACGGAUCCGCUUGCAUGCUCUGCUGCUGUAGGAAAAAUAAAAGAUCUCAUGAAAGCCGCAGCCCACAACACGACCAAAGAUUCGGAGUCAUCGGAACUUUCUGAUAAAAAUGAGGAUAACUAUUCAUUGUGGGAGGACCACCACAAGCUAGUCCAUAAAAGUUGGAAAUUGUCAAAGGCCGAUGACACUAUUUCUGAUGAGCUGGCCAUAUAUCUACGUUGCCCAGUGGGUAGACUCACUGAAAACCCAUUGGAAAUUUGGAAGGACUUGGAGAUACAGCUCCCACAAUUGAAGCCAAUCGCAUAUAAAUAUCUGACCAUGGUGGGAACAUAUGUCACCCGAAACAAUUACAAAUAUUGGGCUUAUUCGAGCUUGGCAAUACUGCGCAAUAUUGCGCAAACAUCAUAUUCGUUGUAA